AUGACUGCCGUUGUGACCACGGCCCCAUUGGGCGUCGACCUCCUGGCCCAAAGCAUCAAGGAGAAUACAGCCAUUAACAUAGCUGAGGUCGACAUCAACAACACGGACAGAUUCCUCGUCCACUCUCCCUACACAGAACCAGAGCACUUGCUAGAUCUCGAGACCCUGGAUGAUGAAAACGCCCUCCUCGCCAGGGCGUUGUCUCAGAUGGAGUGCCUCCGCGCGGACUAUGCCACGGCCGGCUACGUUGAAUCCUUCAAUUGGGACCAAGUUCUCAGCGAGCUCAAGCGCCUCGUCCAAUCCACUGGGAAAACAUUCAAGGAAACUUCCUUUUACAUUGUGGCAUUCCGCUCGACGAUCCCGCCAUCAACAAUCUAUGAAGAUCUCGGCGUUUUGGACAAGGCCGCGCAUGCCGAAGCCAACCAAUUCGGGGGAUUCUUGAAAUAUUGGUUCGGAAGUCCCGACUCAGAAGGAAGAAAUUUGGCAACGUGCGUCUGGCGGUCGAGACCAGAUGCCGUCAAAGCCGGCCACGGUCAGGCUCAUCGUCGAGCAAGUCGUGCGACAGCGUCCAUGUACUCGUUCUGGAAGAUUGAUCGACACCGCCUCAUCGUUCGUGACGGGGCCGAAAGCUGGGAGAUUGUCGAUUGGGUUGACUGA
Colletotrichum paranaense is the source of this 657-nucleotide messenger RNA. RefSeq lists its product as uncharacterized. The transcript has 2 exons. The record is from RefSeq and is a predicted model, not a curated record. The coding region runs from base 1 to 657 and encodes 218 amino acids. Lineage: Eukaryota; Fungi; Ascomycota; Sordariomycetes; Glomerellales; Glomerellaceae.